AUGGCGCUUAAUGAGCGCGAUACGUCCCAGCUGCGCGCCGCUCUGCAGGAGGCUGUCGUCAAGUGCUCAGAACGAUGUUUAUACCAGUCUGCAAAAUGGGCCGCGGAGCUAUUGACCUCAAUACCGACACCAGAUACCUCCUCCGAGCCCGAAGACUCGCAGAUGACCGAGGUACCCUCAGAAGGUCUGCCACCGAUUGUCGUAACAGGGAAUCUGGACCCGGAGGAAGCCCUGCUCGAGGCGCGAGAGAUAAACCAAUAUCUGCUGGCGAAAUCGUUCUUCGACUGUCGGGAAUUUGAUCGAUGUGCGGCCGUGUUCCUGCCCGAUACUAUCCUCGCUGGAAUUCUAUCAACGGCUUCGGCGAAGAACCCCAGUGGACCCACACCGGCAGGCAAAGGCAAGGGGAAAGCUCCCUCAAAUCGACCCAGUGCGGUGAUGCCGAUGCCAAAGCUCAGUCAGAAGAGUCUCUUCCUCGCUCUGUAUGCCAAAUACAUGUCGGGGGAAAAGAGGAAGGACGAGGAUAGUGAGAUGGUUAUGGGUCCACAUGAUGGCGGAAAUGCAGUGAACAAACAACUGGUGGUAAUAAGUCGAUACCUGCAACAAUGGUUCCAAGAGCGAGGAAUCGAUCAGCAAGGAAGAGUGUUAGGAAGCCAGGGCUGGCUCGAGUACCUGCUCGGCAUGGUGCUCGCAAAGGACAAGAAUGAGAAUGAAGCUAUGCAGUGGCUGGUACAGAGUGUACAUCUAUAUCCGAUGAAUUGGGGCUGUUGGUUGGAAAUGACCUCCCUUGUUGGACGAGUCGAAGACUUGAAUCGGAUAUCUCCGCACCUUCCACAGAAUAUCACAUCCUUCAUUUUCCACCUACACACCUCUCUUGAACUCUACCAGUCAACCCCGACGCUGUCAAACUCCCUCGACCAACUACUCUCGAUAUUCCCAACAAGCCCGUUCCUCCUUACCUGCUUAGCACUGCUCGCCUAUCAUACCAAAGAUUUUGUCGGGGCCGAUGCCCACUUCAGUAAUUUACUCGCACUUCAUCCUCAUCGACUCGACUCACUGGAUCACUACUCGAAUAUUCUAUACGUGAUGAACUUGCGACCCAAACUGUCUUUCUUAGCACAUCUCUGCUCAACGGUCGACAAAUUCCGGCCCGAAUCUUGUGUUGUCAUAGGAAACUACUACUCACUUCUCUCCUCUCACGAGAAGGCCGUCCAAUACUUCCGCAGGGCCCUCACACUAGAUCGGUCCUGCUUGAGCGCAUGGACACUCAUGGGUCAUGAGUAUGUCGAACUAAAAAAUACACACGCUGCCAUCGAGUCUUACCGUCGAGCAGUCGACGUCAACAGGCGCGACUACCGAGCCUGGUACGGUCUUGGCCAAACCUACGAAGUCCUCGAGAUGCACGCGUACGCCCUAUGGUACUACAAACGCGCUGCUGGUCUGCGGCCCUGGGACGGUAAGAUGUGGAUGGCUGUCGGAUCCUGCCUCAAAAAGAUGGAACGCCACCUUGAAGGCAUCAAAGCGUACAAGAGGGCGCUACUGGCGGAUAGUUAUUAUGAUGCCGGUGUGGGCUCGUCUUUUGGAAGUGGAGUGAGGGAAAAGGGGGCGACUAUGGACCCGGAAAUCCUGCUGGAAAUUGCGGCUAUGUAUGAGAAGUUGGAGAAUGUGGAGGAGGCCAGGGGGUACAUGGAGAUGUGUGUUGCGCAGGAGGAGGGUGCGGUGGCGGACAUGGAGUCCGGCAUCAACAUACACGCGGAUUCGCAGUCAUCGGAUGAUGACUCGAGGCCUGGUGCAGGCAGCGGCGGUGGCGGAGAGCACGGCACUGGCGUUACGGCUGCGACGUCCAAGGCGCGGAUGUGGCUUGCCAAAUACGCGGUGACCAUAGGGGAUUUGGACCGGGCGAUGCAGCUUGCGAACGAGCUCUGCCAGGACGGGGUUGAGGUCGAGGAGGCCAAGGCGUUGGUUAGGGAUGUUCGGGGGAGGUUGGAGGCUCGUGAGCAUGAGUGA
Messenger RNA from Drepanopeziza brunnea f. sp. 'multigermtubi' MB_m1, 2004 nucleotides. RefSeq lists its product as uncharacterized. The record is from RefSeq and is a predicted model, not a curated record. NCBI's taxonomy places the organism in Eukaryota, Fungi, Ascomycota, Leotiomycetes, Helotiales, Drepanopezizaceae. Gene Ontology annotation, molecular function: protein binding. Gene Ontology annotation, cellular component: anaphase-promoting complex. Gene Ontology annotation, biological process: cell division; protein ubiquitination; anaphase-promoting complex-dependent catabolic process.